AGGGGUCGACUCCUCCAAGGAAGGCAUCAGUCUGUGGCAUCUGCUCCCCUGAACAAGUCCAAUACACCAAUUACACACCAAUAUGAAGCUGACCAUUUUCAUCGUCGCGAGCAUCCUGCUCAUUAGCUUGGCCGAUCUGGGCACUGGAUGCAAGACCCCAAACAACAAGCCCCCAAAGAGCAAGCCCCCAACCAAUCCCUGCGACUUGUGCGGAUUAUGCGGUCCCGGUGGAACCGCCUGCCAGGGAUGCAAAGGAAGGGACGGUCUCUGCCAGGAGCUGCUCGACAAUGUGCGCGUCCUUGAACGCAAGAUCCGGCAGUGCGUGUGCGGGCAAAAGGCGUGGUUGCUGUAAAGGGGAUCUACUGUAUCCCUGAGCCUACUCCUACGCCCUGAUGUGAUUGUGUGACGUGACCCCUGCCCCAAUUGUUAUUGUUAUGUUUCCAUCAAUUCAUGUUGUGUAUAUUUACUCUUUUAUGUAUAAAAAAACCCGUGCGGAGUGCUGACUUCGGUCGCAUUCCCAUCUUUCAUUCCGUUGCAAAUA
Messenger RNA from Drosophila obscura, 541 nucleotides. RefSeq names its product salivary glue protein Sgs-7-like. The transcript has 2 exons. NCBI's taxonomy places the organism in Eukaryota, Metazoa, Arthropoda, Insecta, Diptera, Drosophilidae. The coding region runs from base 83 to 352 and encodes 89 amino acids. The record is from RefSeq and is a predicted model, not a curated record.